Hepatospora eriocheir is the source of this 768-nucleotide messenger RNA. The record is from the annotation of a GenBank genome assembly. Lineage: Eukaryota; Fungi; Microsporidia; Hepatosporidae.
AUGGCUCGUUGGAAUCAGGAUGAUAUCAAGAAUUUAUAUUCUAAGAUUGAUGGAUUUAUUGAUGAAAGAACAAUGGAUCUUCACUAUAAUGUUUUACACAAAAAAUAUGUUGAUGGACUAGCUAAACUUGAGAGUGAUUUAAAUAAGAGCAUUCCAUUACACGUAUAUCUAUCUAAGAUUUAUUCUACAGAAUUUUCUCUUGAGGUUGAAAAGAAAGAAUUACUUAUUAAGAAUGGAGGUGGUCAUUACAAUCAUACAAUUUUCUUCCAAACAUUGACUGAUAAAAAAAUUGAUUUUAAGGAGGGAAACUUAAAAAAUGACAUUAUUAAAAACUUUGGAAGUUUUGAUGAGUUUGUUGAUGUUUUCGUUAGAAAAGGAUCAUCAGUAUUUGGAAGUGGUUGGUGUUGGUUAGUUAGAGUCACAGGGAAUGUUAAAUUUAGUUGUUUUGAAGACUCUUACUACAAAAAUUUAACUUUAAACAUCGACAGACCAACUAAACUUAUUGAGUGUUCACCAGGUGAUCUUAUUAUUGUAUGCACCGAUAAACAAGAAUCACCUAUUAUGUAUUCUGAUGAUUUGAAGAUUUGUAUGGGUUGUGAUUUAUUUGAGCACAGUUACUUAAAUGUAUUUAAUGCUAAUAAGGUUGAAUAUAUUUAUAAGUGGUUUAAGCAUUUAGAUUGGUCUCUUCUUGAAAGAAUUUAUACAGAAUUAGUUUUAGUCAAUAAACCACUGGGUAUCACUGAGACUGGUAAAAUAAGUUUACCUUAA